UCUUAGGUAAGAGACUCAAAUUAAAAAACAAAGAGCGACAACAUAUAUAUAGCAAAUCAAAAAUCGCUUCUUUCAGGUGAGGGUAAGGCCCGAUUGAGAAAUGGCAACCACUGUACAUUCCAUGUCUACCAACUCCACCACCACCACCCUGAUUGACGGCAAGGCUCCUCUACGACAAUCAGCUGUCGCUACAUCCUCUCAAUGUGUCACCCUUCCGUCUCUUCCACCGCCACCUCUUCAGCAGCAGAACCGUGCUUGGAAGGCCACCGGCUACUGUCGAAAGUUAGCCCGGAAUGUUGCUGCCAUGGCCACUGGAGAGGCAUCCCCCGAGGUUGCCUCAACUGACCUUCCAGAGCUCAUUAAGCCAAUUCAAGAGGCGUGGGACAAAGUGGAAGAUAAGUAUGCUGUGAGUUCUCUUGCAGUAGCCGGAGUUGUUCUACUUUGGGGUUCCACAGGAAUGAUCUCGGCUAUAGACAGGCUUCCACUAAUUCCAGGUGUUCUUGAGCUCGUUGGAAUCGGUUACACAGGCUGGUUUGCAUACAAGAACCUGGUUUUCAAACCUGAUAGGGAAGCUUUGAUAGAGAAAAUUAAAUGCACAUACAAAGACAUUAUUGGGGGCAGCAGCUAGUUGAUUGAGUGGGAAUUUGAGUAUCACCAGCAGCAGCGCCAGGAAUGAUAUCUAUAUUUUACUUCUUCUUCUUUUUUUGAAUUUUAUAUCAAUAAUAAAAUUCUAACCAUGUGCACAUGUAUCCAUGUAAUUCAAAUUUUCCAUCCCAUUCUUCCAAACCUUGUUAUUUUAUAUAGUAAACUGCAUUUUCUUGUUUU
Molecule: messenger RNA, 825 nt
Organism: Cynara cardunculus var. scolymus (artichoke)
Lineage: Eukaryota; Viridiplantae; Streptophyta; Magnoliopsida; Asterales; Asteraceae
Product: protein CURVATURE THYLAKOID 1B, chloroplastic
Exons: 6
Coding region: 101-628 (175 amino acids)
Cellular component (GO): chloroplast thylakoid membrane; thylakoid
Source: RefSeq, a predicted model, not a curated record